Diaporthe amygdali is the source of this 861-nucleotide messenger RNA. RefSeq lists its product as uncharacterized. The transcript is spliced from 2 exons. Lineage: Eukaryota; Fungi; Ascomycota; Sordariomycetes; Diaporthales; Diaporthaceae. The coding region runs from base 1 to 861 and encodes 286 amino acids. The record is from RefSeq and is a predicted model, not a curated record.
AUGGCGCCGCGGGAAAAGUCGAAAUCUCAUUGGACAGACGCAGCACAAAGAAUUCCACCGACAUCGCGGCCUAGCAGCGCAUUGAAUGGCGGAGCACUGUAUGAUGGCGAGUACUCCAUCGGACCCGAGUCAUUGGGUGAGCUGCCAUUUUACAGAAGGCUAGCCCUGGUAGCGGAUGGCCAUCUCUUCGCUAAACGAAAACCCGACGUAACUCUGUUCGAUAUUGAGCUUGCAACUUUGCAGAGGAUGGUGAUCCAUGACCUACAGCACCAGCUAGUGGCACUGGUGAAAAGGAUUCGUGACCGGCAAGAUACCGGGGAGCGAGAGAUGAACGAAGCCAAGAAGCUAUUGGAAGACUACUCCACCGCCACCCGCAACUAUGACUUCAUGCUCAUCAAGAAAGCCGCUGCGAAAUCCACUGGCAGACAAGACGCCUUUCGCAUUACAUCCGAGGAGCGGCUGGGCUUUAUCCUCAUGAAGCGCGCAGGACUUGUGCCGAGCCAAGCAGACUUGGAACUCCUUCAAGGUAACAUCGAUCAGGAGACCGACUGGGAUUCUCAAGGGAGGCGAAACAUCCUCCCAGGAGACUCACGUGGACAGCUGCUCGAACACAUGGACCUGAUGGCCUUCUAUCAACGAGCGAGCAUGGGCUUGCUCGGAGGAUUUGCGCUGAUUGUGCCAAUGCUAAUAAUGGUGCUUAAAAAUGACCUUUUGACAACGUUGAUUGUAACCAGUGCUUCUACGGUUAUCUUUGCUGGUGUAUUAGCGAUAUUCGGGCGCGAGCUUAAAGGGGAGACGGUCUUGGCCUCGGUGGCGGCGUAUGCUGCUGUUUUGGUUGUUUUUAUCGGAGCCAAGUCUUGA